GCAGCAGCCACAAUGGAGAACUCUAGUGCCACUUUUAUGGACAAUGUAACCGAAUCUAUUCUAUGGAACCUGAAGGACAAUGUUACCCAGGAGAGCUCAACUGAAUACUCACUAUGGGACUUAAAGGACAAUGUGACCCAGGAGAGCUCAACUGAAUACCCACUGUGGAACUUAAAGGACAAUGUGACCCAGGGCAUCCUGACUGAAUAUCCACUAUGGAACCUACAGGACAACGUGACCCAGGGGACACCAGGGCUGGCUAAUGCUAGUUCUACUGGAGAUAUCUGGACUGACCUGAACAGUGUCACCAUGAUGAUGCAGGGAUCCCUGCCCCAGCACCUCGCCACCCCUGUCCCAUUUUGGAAUACCCCACUGAACCAUGGUCUUAAUGUAUUUGUUGGGGUAGCCCUGUGUGUCACCAUGCUGGGUCUGGGCUGCACAGUGGAGGUCUCUCAGAUUGGGGAGCAGCUAAGGAGACCUAUCGGGGUCCUUCUUGCAGCCAUCAGCCAGUUUGUGCUCAUGCCAGCGGUGGCUUUUCUGCUGGCUCUGAUCUUCUCUCUGAAUGAGGUGGCCGCGAUCGCCGUGCUGCUGUGCGGCUGCUGCCCAGGAGGCAACCUGUCCAACAUCAUGUCCCUUCUGGUCAAUGGAGACAUGAACCUCAGCAUCAUCAUGACUGCGUCCUCCACGUUACUAGCCCUGGUGCUGAUGCCGCUGUGCUUAUGGAUAUACAGUCGCCCCUGGAUUAACACACCAUUGGUGGAAUUACUGCCGCUAGGCGCUGUGAGCCUUACUCUCUGUAGUACUCUCCUGCCUAUUUGUUUGGGGGUCUUCAUACGCUACCGUUACAGUAGGAUUGCAGAUAUCCUUCUCAAGGUUUCCCUCUGGUCACUAUUAGUGACUUUGCUCAUCCUGUUCAUCCUCACUGGUGCGAUGCUUGGGCCAGAACUUCUAGCGACCAUCCCUCCCUCUGUAUACAUUGUGGCUGUGAUCAUGCCUCUUAUAGGCUAUGGAUUGGGAUAUGGACUAGCCACUUUAUUCAGCUUACCCCCAAAUUCCAGAAGGACUGUGUCUCUGGAAACAGGGUGUCAAAAUGUUCAGCUGUGCACUGCUCUGUUGAAGCUGGCUUUCCCUGCCCAUCUCAUUGGGAGCAUGUAUAUGUUUCCCUUACUCUAUGCACUAUUCCAGGCUGCUGAAGCAGGGAUUUAUGUCUUAGUUUACAAACUGUACAGGAAGGAAAUCUUACACAAAGCAGAACCUCUUGAUGAAGACGAGGACACUGAUAUUUCUUACAAAAAACUGAAAGAAGAGGAAAUCAUUGAAACAUCUUAUGGGGCAGUAAGUACUGCAGAAGCCAACUCAAUCCCAAUGGAACCAACCCAAGGACUGCAUAAUGAUACGGCAGGGCCAGGACAAUGGUAGUCAACAAAUGUUGCAAAACUGCAAGGCUCAUAAUCCUCUGCACCCAAAGGCUUGUAGAAGUGGUAGUCAAAAGCAGGAGGUCCGAUCUUUGCUUGCACCUGUAAUAAUGAAUUAUAGUUAUAUCUAUGGUGGUGAAUACAUGGGGCAUGCUGAGGUGUAUUUCAGAAAUGGUGUAAAUUGUGCUUAAGAUGUAUGUAUAUUUGGAUGUGAAAAUAAGUUGUCCAGCUGUAAAGAAGCAUACCUUGAAAAUAUGUUCUUGUUAAAUUUGUUCUUUGACCAGCA
Messenger RNA from Spea bombifrons (plains spadefoot toad), 1701 nucleotides. RefSeq names its product solute carrier family 10 member 4 (gene SLC10A4). Gene Ontology annotation, molecular function: bile acid:sodium symporter activity. Gene Ontology annotation, cellular component: membrane. Gene Ontology annotation, biological process: bile acid and bile salt transport. Bases 13 to 1419 code for a protein of 468 amino acids. The transcript has 3 exons. The record is from RefSeq and is a predicted model, not a curated record. NCBI's taxonomy places the organism in Eukaryota, Metazoa, Chordata, Amphibia, Anura, Pelobatidae.